This is a messenger RNA of Alexandromys fortis (reed vole), 3826 nucleotides long. RefSeq names its product ADCYAP receptor type I (gene Adcyap1r1). Gene Ontology annotation, biological process: adenylate cyclase-modulating G protein-coupled receptor signaling pathway; cell surface receptor signaling pathway. Gene Ontology annotation, molecular function: vasoactive intestinal polypeptide receptor activity; G protein-coupled peptide receptor activity; peptide hormone binding. NCBI's taxonomy places the organism in Eukaryota, Metazoa, Chordata, Mammalia, Rodentia, Cricetidae. The transcript is spliced from 18 exons. Gene Ontology annotation, cellular component: plasma membrane. Bases 440 to 2014 code for a protein of 524 amino acids. The record is from RefSeq and is a predicted model, not a curated record.
UCAGCUCCGGGCCUGGCUGCGCAGCAGAGGCGGCGCCUCUCCCGCAGGACAGAGCUGGCCGCGCUAAGCGGGUCGGGCGAAGGCAGACGAGGGACUCCUGGCUCCCAUCCCCGGCAGUGACUGACGGCCGCUCUGGACCAGCGUGGUCCCCGUGUGCACAUACGCACACGCCGCGGCGCAGGAACACACAGACCCAGCUGCCCGCGGCCACAAGCACUCAGAGACCAGGCUCAGCGCGCGCUCCGCGGCUCACUCGCUCUAGCCAGUGCAGCUCCGGGCGGGCACGGAUUCGCGGGCUACACGCCCUCCUGCCCUCCUGCACCUUCCGUCCCGGCACCCUGCAGCCGGCACGACCCUGGGACCAGCAGCCUGUGGACAGUGGUGCUGAUUCUCCACUGCUGGGAGCAGCAGCCAGAGCCGAGGCCCGGCCAGAAGCACCAUGGCCAGAGCCCUGCGGUGCUCCCUGACUGCUCUCCUCCUCCUGCCUGUGGUGAUUGCCAUGCACUCUGAUUGCAUCUUCAAGAAGGAGCAAGCCAUGUGCCUGGAGAGGAUCCAGAGGGCCAAUGACCUGAUGGGCCUAAAUGAGUCUUCCCCAGGUUGUCCUGGCAUGUGGGACAAUAUCACAUGCUGGAAGCCUGCUCAAAUAGGCGAGAUGGUCCUUGUAAGCUGCCCUGAUGUCUUCCGGAUCUUCAACCCAGACCAAGUCUGGAUGACAGAAACCAUAGGGGAUUCUGGUUUUGCUGAUAGCAAUUCCUUGGAAAUCACAGACAUGGGGGUCGUGGGCCGGAACUGCACAGAGGAUGGCUGGUCAGAACCCUUUCCCCAUUACUUCGAUGCUUGUGGGUUUGAUGACUAUGAGCCCGAGUCUGGGGAUCAGGAUUAUUACUACCUGUCGGUGAAGGCCCUCUACACAGUCGGCUACAGCACGUCCCUUGUCACCCUCACCACUGCCAUGGUCAUCUUGUGCCGCUUCCGGAAACUACACUGCACCCGCAACUUCAUCCACAUGAACCUGUUCGUGUCCUUCAUGUUGAGAGCCAUCUCUGUCUUCAUCAAAGACUGGAUUUUGUAUGCCGAGCAGGACAGCAGUCACUGCUUCGUCUCCACCGUGGAAUGCAAAGCUGUCAUGGUUUUCUUCCACUACUGCGUGGUGUCCAACUACUUCUGGCUGUUCAUUGAAGGCCUGUACCUCUUCACACUGCUAGUGGAGACCUUCUUCCCCGAGAGAAGAUACUUCUACUGGUACACCAUUAUUGGCUGGGGGACCCCUACUGUGUGUGUGACUGUGUGGGCUGUGCUGAGGCUCUACUUCGAUGAUGCAGGCUGCUGGGAUAUGAACGACAGCACGGCCCUGUGGUGGGUCAUCAAAGGCCCUGUGGUUGGUUCUAUAAUGGUGAACUUUGUGCUUUUCAUCGGCAUCAUCAUCAUCCUGGUACAGAAGCUGCAGUCCCCAGACAUGGGAGGCAAUGAGUCCAGCAUCUACUUAACAAAUUUAAGACUGAGAGUCCCCAAGAAAGCCCGAGAGGACCCCCUGCCUGUGCCCUCAGACCAGCAUUCACCCCCUUUCCUCAGCUGCGUGCAGAAAUGCUACUGCAAGCCACAGCGGGCUCAGCAGCACUCUUGCAAGAUGUCAGAACUAUCCACCAUUACUCUACGGCUGGCUCGCUCCACCCUGCUGCUCAUCCCACUGUUUGGAAUCCACUACACAGUAUUCGCCUUCUCUCCAGAGAACGUCAGCAAGAGGGAAAGACUCGUGUUUGAGCUUGGGCUGGGCUCCUUUCAGGGCUUCGUGGUGGCCAUACUCUACUGCUUCUUGAAUGGGGAGGUACAGGCAGAGAUUAAGAGGAAGUGGAGGAGCUGGAAGGUGAACCGUUACUUCACUAUGGACUUCAAGCACCGGCACCCAUCCCUGGCCAGCAGUGGAGUGAAUGGAGGGACCCAGCUGUCCAUUCUGAGCAAGAGCAGCUCCCAGCUCCGCAUGUCCAGUCUCCCAGCUGACAACUUGGCCACCUGAGCCCUGUCUCCCUUCUGUACAGGCUAGGGCUGCAGGCCGGUGCCUGCGCUUGUUUGUGCCUCUUCCCUCUCCUUGGGCAGGCCCUGGGUAGGAAGCUGGACUCCUCCCCAAGGGGGGAAGAGAGAGAUAGGGUGUAGGCUGAUAUUGCUCCUCCUGUUUGGUCCCACCUACUGCAGUUCAUUGAGCCCAAUCUGACAUGUAAAUACACCUCAAAUUUGGAAAAUUGCCCCAUCUCUCCCCCCAAUCCAUGCCCCUGCUCAUCUCUGCCAGGUUCCAGCUUGACCUACUGUGUCAAGCCCAGCCUCAGUGAUGGCCUGAUCCCAGGUACAAGGCCUUGUGAGCUGAGGCUGAAACAUGCCUGUCUUGUUGAGGCUGGGGUAGUGCCUACCCCAGAAGCUUUUCACUAAAUUGACUUUGGAUGUGGGCCCCUUCUCAGCCUGUUCCGAGUCCUGAAGCUGGCCAGAGAUGCAGCGCAGUAGCCAGAACCUUCUUUGAAGUGAGUCAAGCUGAGACUCCUUUUGCUUACCCGACAUCUAGGAUAUCCGGAUGCUUAGCUCCCGUGUGCCUGGAUGAUGGGAGAGCUACAGGGCUCUUUCAAAGGUUGGGGUGGGGGAGAGUUCUGGUGCUUUUCAUUUGAUCUAAGAGCUGAGAGCUAGAGAUGCAGAUGCAUUUGGGAAAGAGAUGAGCUAGCUGAAGUUCUUACCAUGUCCACGGCUGUACCCUGACUCAAGACUUGAUCAUGUGGUAGCUUUAUUUCUACCCUUCUUGCCCACAAUGAACGGUCGGAAGAAGCCGUUCUCCAGCCAUGCCAACCACAGGGAGCCCCUAGCUCUCUCCUCUCUCAAUUUCCCCUGAAGUCAAAGCCAUGUCUAGAAUGAGCCAGCCACCUUGCAGUGAUAUCAACGAGUUCUGAAGCAACUUUCAAUUUCCAGGGCUCCCCACAGCCCUGCCUUUCCUGAUGACAAUAACGGUAGAUGCCGCCCCCAGCCUGGACUCCAUUACUAAACUCAGAUGUCGGCAAGACUUCCCCCAUGUGCCCUUGACAUUUGAAUCGCCUGUGGGCCUCUUAGGGUGCUUGGAGGGGAUGCUGUGUCUGUGGUGUGCAUGAGCAGAAGCUGCUGAUGGGAGGAGUGGUUCUGGCUCCCCAGCUGUAUGUUGCAUAGCCAUAACCUAAGGCUUUAAAAUAAGGCCAGAUGUGGAAAGACAGAGGGGAGAAUGUAGUGCCAUAGGACCAUGUGGCUCAGCUCUUUCCACGUGGAUGCUUGUUUUUGUCCCUGCCUCUGUGGACUUGUUUGUGGCCAUGCUGUGGAACGCAUGGGGAGCAUGGGAAACCUCUUUGCUUGCUGUUGUAUUAAGUAGAAGGAGUGAUGGAAGAUUUGAGACCGCGCUGCUGGAGGGGCUGUUAGAAAGCCUGGAGAAGGUUCUAGAUGAUAUGAUGUAAAGAUGAGCUCUGUGUUCUUGACCAGUGAGUUCAGGUUUUGGGUCUCCGGUAAAUCCAGAAGGGAAAAGCACCUCCUUGCUCCUUCCCAGAAACAUUAGGGGCUUGGACCAGCCACUGGGUGUACAUUGACCCUUUACCCUGCACCUUAUCCCCCUUCUAAUCCCCUCUCCGGUUCUGAGAGCAAGGUUAUCAGCUACACAAGAGUCAGUUGAUCACGCUGCACUUUGGACACGGCUAGGGAGCUUGAGCUAUUUAGAAGAAGCCACGGUUUGGGAUUUCCACUGGUUUAGAACGUUGUGGCUGUGAGCACGUCUGUGCUGUGCUAGACCUAAGCAUCCUUGGUUGCGAAAUGAGUUUUUUUUUUUUUUUUU